AUGAAGAGGCAGAGCGAGCGCGACUGCAGCCCGGCCGGGCGCGGCUCGUCGUCGGCGGCGGCGGCCAAGCGGCCCCGGGAGCGCGAGCGCGAGGCGGCGGAGGCGGGCGGCCGGCGGGCGGCGCACAAGGCCUCGGGCGGCGGCGGCGGCAAGCACCCGCACCCGCCGCCCGCGACGAGCCGCGCCCGCGACAAGCCCCGCAGUAGCAGCAGCGGCGGCGGCGGCGGCGGGCACCGGGACGGGCGCGGCGCGGGCGACGCCAACCACCGCGCGGGCGGAGGCGGCGGCGGCGGCGGGCGCUCGUCGGGCUCGUCGGGCGGGCGCGGCGGCAAGGGCUCGGGCGAGCCGGCGGGGGCGGGGUCCGGGGCGGGCUCCGGGUCGUCCCCGCUGCCGCCGCCGCCGCCGCCGCCGCCCGGCGCCGAGUGCCCGCUGUCGUCGUCGUCGUCGUCGGGCGCCGGCGCGGCCGAGUACAAGACGCUGCUGGUGAGCAGCCUGAGCCCCGCGCUGCCGGCCGAGCACCUGGAGGAGCGGCUCUUCCAGCAGUUCCAGCGCUUCGGCGACAUCAGCCUGCGCCUGUCGCACACGCCCGAGCUGGGCCGCGUGGCCUACGUCAACUUCCGCCGCCCGCAGGACGCCCGCGACGCGCGCCAGCACGCCCUGGCCCGCCAGCUGCUGCUGCACGACCGGCCGCUCAAGGUGGAGCCCGUCUACCUGCGCGGCGGCGGCGGCGGCGGCCGGAGGAGCGGCGGCACCUGCGCCUCCGCCUCCGCCUCCGCCGCGCCGCCCGCCUCGCCCGCGCCCGCCGACGCCCUCGGCUACCUGCCCGCGCACGGAGGCGGCGGCGGCUACGCCUACAAGCAGCGCUCCCUGUCGCCCGCGGCCCGCAGCCGCCACGCGCACUCGCACGCCCACGCGCACGCCUUCGCCCUGGACGCCGCCGUGGCCGCCGCCGGCCUGUCGCUGUCGCUGUCGUCCCGCGAGCGCGCGCUCGACUACUACGGCCUCUACGACGAGCGCGGCCGCGCCUACGGCUACGCCGCGGCCGCCGCCGCCUCCUCCUCCGCCUCGGCCGCGGCCUCCUCCGCCGCCGGCGCCGACGACGACCACCUGAUGCCCGAGGACGACCAGCGCGCCACGCGCAACCUCUUCAUCGGCAACCUGGACCACGGCGUGUCCGAGGCCGAGCUGCGGCGCGCCUUCGACAAGUACGGCAGCAUCGAGGAGGUGGUCAUCAAGCGGCCGGCGCGCGGCCAGGGCGGCGCCUACGCCUUCCUCAAGUUCCAGAACCUGGACAUGGCGCACCGCGCCAAGGUGGCCAUGUCGGGCCGCAUCAUCGGCCGCCACCCCAUCAAGAUCGGCUACGGCAAGGCCAACCCCAGCACGCGCCUCUGGGUGGGCGGCCUGGGCCCCGGCACGUCGCUGGCCGCGCUGGCGCGCGAGUUCGACCGCUUCGGCAGCAUCCGCUCCAUCGACCACGUCAAGGGCGACAGCUUCGCCUACAUCCAGUACGAGAGCCUGGACGCCGCGCAGGCCGCCUGCGCCAAGAUGCGCGGCUUCCCGCUCGGCGGCCCCGAGCGCCGCCUGCGCGUGGACUUCGCCAAGGCCGAGGAGGCGCGCUACGCGCCGGCCUACCCGCCCGCGCAUGCGCCGCCCGCCCACGCGCACUACGAGCUGCUCGCCGACGGCUACGCGCGCCACCGCCACCCGCACGCCGACGCCGCCGACCUGCGCGUGCGCGACCGCACCCCGCCGCACCUGCUCUACUCGGAGCGCGAGCGCGAGCGCGAGCGCGGCGCCUUCCUGGACGGCGACUGGGCCGGGCCCGCCAAGGGCGCCGGGGCCGACCGCCGCAACAGCCUGGAGGGCUACGGCCGCUCGGCGCGCAGCCGCAGCGGGGAGCGCUGGGCCGACGCGGACCGCGGCCUGCCCAAGCCCUGGGAGGAGCGGCGCAAGCGGAGGAGCCUCUCGGGCGACCGCGCCCGCGCCGCCCACUCCCCCUACGAGGAGCGGAGCAGGACCAAGGCGGGCGGGCAGCAGGCCGAGCGGGACCGGGUCCCCGAGCGCACGCCCGAGCGCGGCCGCAAGGACAGCCACGCGGCCGACGGGACCAAGGACGCGGGCAGCAACGCCCUGAGCAACAGCCGGCACGGGCCCGACGAGCGCGGCCACCACCACCACCACCACGAGCCGCCCGACCCCGCGGCCGCCUCCCACGGCGGGAAGAAGGCGCGCGAGAGCGAGCGCAACCACCGGGCCGCCGACGCCGACCCCAAGCCGCCCCCCGAGGAGCCCAAGCACGAGGCCAAGAGGCUGCAGAGCCUCUCCGACUACGCCCAGACGCUGCAGCUGGGCUGGCACGGGCUGCUGGUGCUCAAGAACAGCUGCUUCCCCACGGCCAUGCACGUCCUCGAGGGCGACCACGGGGUCAUCGGCGGCCUCCUCAAGGACCACGCCUCGGGGAGCAAGCUGACCCAGCUCAAGAUCGCCCAGCGCCUGCGACUGGACCAGCCCAAGCUCGACGAGGUCACCCGGCGCAUCAAGCAGGGCAGCCCCAACGGCUACGCGGUGCUCCUGGCCACCCAGGCUGCCCCCGCGGGGCCCGGCGGCGAGGGCGUCCCCGGCGUGGAGCCGGGCCUGCAGAGGCGGCUUCUCAGGAACCUGGUCUCCUACUUGAAGCAGAAGCAGGCCGCGGGGGUCAUCAGCCUGCCGGUGGGCGGGUCCAAGGGCAGGGACUGCACCGGCAUGCUCUACGCCUUCCCGCCCUGCGACUUCUCUCAGCAGUACCUCCAGUCGGCUCUGAGGACCUUGGGCAAGCUAGAAGAAGAACACAUGGUGAUAGUCAUAGUAAGAGACACUGCCUAGGCCACA
Messenger RNA from Suncus etruscus (white-toothed pygmy shrew), 2868 nucleotides. RefSeq names its product RNA binding motif protein 15B (gene RBM15B). Gene Ontology annotation, cellular component: nucleus. Gene Ontology annotation, biological process: regulation of alternative mRNA splicing, via spliceosome. The transcript has a single exon. Gene Ontology annotation, molecular function: mRNA binding. The record is from RefSeq and is a predicted model, not a curated record. NCBI's taxonomy places the organism in Eukaryota, Metazoa, Chordata, Mammalia, Eulipotyphla, Soricidae. The coding region runs from base 1 to 2862 and encodes 953 amino acids.